Magnolia sinica is the source of this 1903-nucleotide messenger RNA. Its product is annotated as U-box domain-containing protein 25. Lineage: Eukaryota; Viridiplantae; Streptophyta; Magnoliopsida; Magnoliales; Magnoliaceae. The transcript has a single exon. The record is from RefSeq and is a predicted model, not a curated record. Bases 107 to 1093 code for a protein of 328 amino acids.
GCGCCUCUGUCUGCAUUUAAGUCUCCCUUCCUCUCUCCCUCCCUCCAUAGCAAAACUUAAAAAUCGCCAGCUGCAGCUUACCGGGUUUCUUGAUUCGCAUCCCGCCAUGAAAACCCAAUCAAAGCUCAAAAACCCGCCUCGUCCUCUCUUCUCAUGCGGCAUUUUCGGCCAUUGUACUCAAUCCGUCCUCAGCCCUACCACUCCUCAAACCCCCGCCCUCCCACCCCCUCCACCACUACCGGCAUCUGACCCACCACCGCCUGCAUCUGACCCACAACCACCCUCUUCUUCUUCCUCCUCCUCAUCAACCUCCCAAAGCUUCACUCAGUGGCGUUUCCCCUUACCCAAACCCCCUUUCGUCCACAACCCACCUCCGGAAGCCGCACCCGCAUCCGACCCACCGCCGGAAUCCACCUCCGAACCUGACCCACCACCGCUGGUUUCCAACUCCAGCCUGGUGGAGCUCUUCCACGUGGCGGAACUCCAGCUCAGUUCGAGCUCCGACGCCGCACGGCUAUCCGCGCUCCACAUGCUCGAGAAAAUGCUCGUGCCGAAUCCGAUGCCGGAAGGCGGUGGCGGGUGCGCCGCCUGCCCGGCGGCGGUGAUGGCGGGGAUGGUGGGGUACCUGAAGGAGCCGGCGGCGGCGAGGGCGGCAACGAAGGUGCUGCUGGCAUUGUGCCUGGCGGAGGUGAACCGGAGGGUGGCGGUGGAGGCAGGGGCUGUAGCGGAGGUGGUGGAAGCCGUGGCGGGGCUCGAGGGUGCGGCGGCGGAGAGAGCGCUGGCAGUGCUGGAGCUGCUCUGCACGGUGCCGGAGGGGGCCGCGGGACUGCGGGCCCACGCGCUGGCAGUACCGAUGCUGGUUGAGAUGAUGGGGAAGAUGGUGGGCCGUGGGAAGGAGUGCGCCAUCAGCAUUCUGGCGGUGAUCUUUGGCAGUGGGGAGGGAUCGCUUGGCCCACCAACACCAACUGUGGCGCAGGCGGUACUGCUGGCAUUGCAGGGGGAAUGCAGCGCCCGAGGGAGGAGGAAGGGUACUCAGCUCUUGAAGUCGUUGCAAGAGAAUGGACGGUUGGAUUUGACUGAGGAGGGUAGUUGAUGUAGAUUCGACAUAUGGAUUUGACUGAGUUAGUAAAAGGUGACUGGACGGUUGGAUUUUAGGCGUAUGGAAGGGGUGGACACUCGACUGCCUGUGUCAAAAUUCCGAACGGAAUGCUAUUGCAAGCGACCUUCAGCUACAUUGCUACGACGUAGGCAGACAUGAAAGCAGAGAUCGAGCAUGUUCGUCAAGGGGAUCACACGUACGAGAAAUUUGCUUCCGUUAUUUUCGUUUUUCACAUGUGGCCCACUUGAUUAGUGAACCUGCCUGAUUUCUCAGCUAGUUUGCAUCGUUGUGAGGACUGCCGGAUGAACCGCUCGUAUAGCUUGCACGUGGGCAUACAUGUGUGGAAUUCGCUUAGUAUUAGCGCUUACAAAAAGCGUUCUAGGAUUUCAAAAGCGAAGUUGUCAUUUGCACCCACUUGAGUUAUUGAUACACCCAUGCUUUUCACUCUUGGUUAUAAAAUACUUCAAAGUCAUACUACCGGAUAUGGAGAGAAUGGGUGUAUUUAUCACUCACAAAGUCUCCUGUCAGUGUAGUUCAAAUUGUGGGUCAGAUUCCGGUGGAUGGAUGGGAAAAGUCUCCUGUCAGUGUAGUUCAAAUUGUGGGUCAGAUUCCGGUGGAUGGAUGGGAAAAGUCUCCUGUCAGUGUAGUUCAAAUUGUGGAUCAGAUUCGGGUGGAUGGAUGGGAGCUUGUAUUGAAAUGCAUUGAAAUCCAAAGUGUAAAUCACUGAAUCACUUGUGUUUGGCUGCUUAUAUUCAGAAUGCACUUAAAUUCAAAAAUAAAAAUGCAUUGAAAUUUUAUGGUUUA